Molecule: messenger RNA, 2641 nt
Organism: Neogale vison (American mink)
Lineage: Eukaryota; Metazoa; Chordata; Mammalia; Carnivora; Mustelidae
Gene: CDH20
Product: cadherin 20
Exons: 12
Coding region: 236-2641 (801 amino acids)
Biological process (GO): cell-cell junction assembly; cell morphogenesis; adherens junction organization
Cellular component (GO): plasma membrane; adherens junction; catenin complex
Molecular function (GO): calcium ion binding; cadherin binding
Source: RefSeq, a predicted model, not a curated record
GGGUUGGCAGCGAUGUGACCUGGACGCCCGCCCCGAAGGAGUCCGGACCGAACGUCCCCGGAGAGUCGCCGGCCGUGCCAGGAAGUCAACUUCAAGCAGACUGACUCGAAUCGAGAUCUCCUUUGUGAAGCUUAAGUGUCCAGGAAACUGCAUUGGUAUUUUUUCACUUGGGAAAUACUCGAGUUCCAGUGGCUUUACCAUCCUGCACCUUACUUUCUGAAAACCUGGCAAUCCCAUGUGGACUUCUGGUAGAAUGAGCAAUGCAAAGAGCUGGCUGGGACUUGGCAUGUCCUUGUACUUCUGGGGACUGAUGGACCUUACAACCACCGUUCUCUCGGGCACACCAACACCACCAGGCAAAUUAGAAGCACUUCUGUCAGACAAACCACAGUCACACUCGCGGACAAAAAGGAGCUGGGUCUGGAACCAGUUUUUUGUUCUGGAAGAGUACACUGGAACUGAUCCUUUGUAUGUUGGCAAGCUUCAUUCAGACAUGGACAGGGGAGAUGGAUCCAUCAAAUACAUCCUCUCAGGAGAAGGUGCAGGUGUCGUGUUUACCAUCGACGACACCACUGGAGACAUCCAUGCCAUUCAGAGGCUUGAUCGAGAGGAAAGGGCCCAGUACACUUUAAGGGCUCAAGCCCUAGACAGGCGGACUGGCAGACCAAUGGAGCCAGAGUCAGAGUUCAUCAUCAAAAUCCAAGACAUCAAUGACAAUGAGCCCAAGUUCCUGGAUGGACCUUAUGUCGCCACUGUGCCAGAAAUGUCACCAGUGGGGACCUCUGUUAUCCAGGUGACAGCCACAGAUGCUGAUGAUCCAACCUACGGCAACAGUGCCCGGGUAGUGUACAGCAUUCUCCAGGGCCAGCCAUAUUUUUCCGUGGACUCCAAAACAGGUGUAAUUAGGACAGCACUCAUGAACAUGGACCGAGAAGCCAAAGAAUACUAUGAAGUGAUUAUCCAAGCCAAGGACAUGGGAGGGCAGCUUGGAGGACUAGCUGGGACCACAACAGUCAACAUCACCCUCUUGGAUGUCAAUGAUAACCCACCCCGCUUUCCCCAGAAACAUUAUCAGAUGAGUGUGUUGGAAUCGGCUCCAGUCAGCGCCACUGUGGGUAGAGUGUUUGCCAAGGAUUUGGAUGAAGGAAUCAAUGCCGAGAUGAAAUACACCAUUGUGGAUGGAGAUGGUGCAGAUGCCUUUGACAUUAACACAGAUCCCAAUUUCCAAGUUGGCAUCAUAACUGUGAAGAAGCCCCUGAGUUUUGAAAGCAAGAAAAGUUACACCUUAAAAGUGGAAGGAGCCAAUCCUCACCUAGAGAUGCGUUUUCUGAACCUAGGCCCAUUUCAGGACACAACAACAGUGCACAUCAGUGUGGAAGAUGUGGAUGAGCCCCCCAUAUUUGAGCCAGGCUUUUAUUUUGUGGAGGUUCCUGAGGAUGUGGCGAUUGGAACAACCAUCCAGAUCAUUUCUGCCAAGGACCCGGAUGUAACCAACAACUCAAUCAGAUAUUCCAUUGACAGAAGUAGUGACCCUGGAAGAUUCUUCUAUGUUGACAUUACAACAGGUGCCCUAAUGACUGCAAGACCCCUUGAUAGGGAGGAGUUUUCUUGGCAUAAUAUCACUGUCCUUGCUAUGGAAAUGAAUAAUCCUUCCCAGGUUGGAAGUGUUUCUGUCACAAUCAAAGUCUUAGAUGUGAAUGACAACGCUCCAGAAUUCCCCAGAUUCUAUGAAGCUUUUGUGUGUGAAAAUGCCAAAGCAGGGCAGCUGAUCCAGACAGUGAGUGCAGUGGACCAAGACGACCCACACAGUGGCCAGCACUUCUACUACAGCUUGGCUCCAGAGGCUGCUAACAACCCCAACUUCACCAUUAGGGACAACCAAGAUAACACCGCCCGGAUUCUGACCAGGAGGUCUGGCUUCCGGCAGCAGGAGCAGAGCGUCUUCUACCUGCCCAUCCUGAUAGCGGACAGCGGGCAGCCGGUGCUGAGCAGCACGGGCACGCUCACCAUCCAGGUGUGCACCUGCGACGACCACGGCCACGUCCUCUCCUGCAGCCCCGAGGCCUACAUGCUCCCCGUCAGUUUGAGCCGGGGCGCCCUCAUCGCCAUCCUGGCCUGCAUCUUCGUCCUCUUAGUGCUGGUGCUGCUCAUCCUGUCCAUGAGGCGGCACCGGAAACAGCCGUACAUCAUCGACGACGAGGAGAACAUCCACGAGAACAUCGUCCGCUACGACGACGAGGGCGGCGGCGAGGAGGACACCGAGGCCUUUGACAUCGCGGCCAUGUGGAACCCCCGGGAGGCGCAGGGGGGAGGCGCCCCCAGGACGCGGCAGGACAUGCUGCCCGAGAUCGAGAGCCUCUCCCGCUACGUGCCUCAGACGUGCGCCGUGAACAGCACGGUCCACAGCUACGUGCUGGCCAAGCUCUACGAGGCCGACAUGGACCUGUGGGCCCCGCCCUUCGACUCCCUCCAGACCUACAUGUUCGAGGGGGACGGCUCCGUGGCCGGGUCGCUGAGCUCCCUGCAGUCGGCCACGUCGGACUCGGAGCAAAGCUUCGACUUCUUGACGGACUGGGGGCCCCGCUUCCGGAAGCUGGCGGAGCUCUACGGGGCGGCGGAGGGGCCCGCGCCCCUGUGGUGA